This is a messenger RNA of Patiria miniata (bat star), 1171 nucleotides long. Its product is annotated as iron-sulfur cluster co-chaperone protein HscB-like. Gene Ontology annotation, biological process: protein complex oligomerization; [2Fe-2S] cluster assembly. The record is from RefSeq and is a predicted model, not a curated record. The coding region runs from base 33 to 1058 and encodes 341 amino acids. Gene Ontology annotation, cellular component: mitochondrion. Gene Ontology annotation, molecular function: ATPase activator activity; protein-folding chaperone binding. The transcript is spliced from 6 exons. Lineage: Eukaryota; Metazoa; Echinodermata; Asteroidea; Valvatida; Asterinidae.
AAACGUAAUGCAAGAGGGCGUCAUCUUUCAAAAUGGCUGCGCCCAUGAGUGUUUUCAAAUUGGUCAGAAGCGAUCUGAAAUUGAUUCGUUUCUGCAUUGCUUCGUCCCAGAAACCUACUAGUAAUCACAAUGGGGUAAUAAGCGACAGUUUAUGCACCAACAAGGUUGCCGAAAUCGAAAGACACUGGUCAAUUGGCGCCAAAAUCAAUGACAUUUGUGAAAGCAGGCCUACGACACGUUGGAAUCACACGUUACGUAAGAUCUGUUCAACCGGCGGUAGUUGGCAAACGUCAAGGACGAAAGUGUCGAUCAGCCACCGACGCACGUUUUCGACUUACGCAUUUAAUCCUCAAGAUGGGCAUCCAGGGAUAUCGGGUGGUACUACUGGUAGAAAUGUGUUGUCCGUCGGGAAGCAGUCUCUACAGCCUGCUCAUUUCAGACUCUAUUGUACCGUAUCGAGGACUUGCUGGAACUGUCAUGCGUUGACUGAGUUGGUGGAUAAAAGCGAGGUGCAGUUCUUCUGUGAUGCGUGUAAUGCUAUACAACCAUUGAAUCCAGAUUCCAACUUCUUUCAGACAAUGCAAUGUGAUGAGACAUUUGAUCUUGAUACUGCAAAGUUGAGGCAGACAUUUCGGAAUCUGCAAAGAAAACUGCACCCUGACAAGUUCAGCGUCAUGUCAAAGGAGGAGCAAGAUUAUUCAGCCAUGCAGUCGUCAGAAGUCAACAAAGCAUACAGCACCUUGCUGAAGCCACUCUCCAGGGGACUCUACUUGCUGGAGUUGAAUGGUCUGACGAUCGAAGAAGGCGAUAGCGGGAUUGAAGCGGAGUUCUUGAUGGAAGUAAUGGACACCAAUGAGACGCUCGCAGAGACGGAAGAGGAGGCCACAGUCAGACGGAUAGGAGAGGAAAAUGCUGUGAAACUUGAAUUUUUCCUGAAGAACUUGUCACAGGCCUUCUCUGAAAGGAACUAUCCCCUGGCCAGGGAGAUCUUGAUGAGGCUGAAAUACUUCUCCAACAUUGACGACAAGGUGAAGGACCGACUGGAGAAAGACUUUUGAGAAAACAGAGCAAACCUAGUUGUGUCAGACUUGUAAUUGAGGCAAUCACAUGGCAAUCACAAGUCAGAUCACUAGUCAAUCACAAGCCAAUCGCAAGUCAAUCACAAGUCAAU